UAAUAAUCCAUGUACAAACAUGUCACCACUCACCCAUGAAAUAUGUUCAUUUCUUUCAGACAUCUUUGGCACUUUAGCUCAAAGUUACGUCUCCGAUAUUUAUUAAUAAUCAAUCGAUAUUUAGUUGACGGUUAUCUGUCUCUAUGAACUAUAGAUAGCCUGGCCUUCAAAGAAAUCAUUUGUCCUGGUUUUGUACCAAGUGUACUGCAGUACAUUUCAGAGUUAGAUAACUCUACCAGCGACAGUGUUGAGUGCAGCAACUGGGACUGAAACAGGUCAGGGGGGAAGUCAUGAUGUAACUAUAAGCUGGCAAGUGACCGACAUGAAGUCCUGCCAGCAGUGUUUCAGGCACCAGAACAAAGUGACAGUCAUGAAGGACAAGGAUACACGGCGGAGUAAGGGCGUGGCUUUUGUGCUGUACCUCGAACGGGAUGCAGCUCACAAAGCGGUCCGCUCUCUCAACAAGUCUCAGAUGUUUGGGAGAACAAUCAAAUGCAGUAUUGCGAAAGACAAUGGCAGAACGACUGAGUUCAUCAAGAAAAAGACGUACAAAGAUAAAUCACGGUGCUAUGAAUGUGGGGAUGAGGGACACUUGAGCUAUCAAUGCCCAAAGAACCUGCUGGGAGAUCGGGAGCCUCCGGAGAAGAAAAAGAAGAAACAGAAUGAUGAAGAUGAGGAGGAUGAAAAAGAUUCUGACAAGGAAGAAGAUCAGACUCAAGACAGUCUAUCAGCAGCUAUUCGCUACCAGCAACAGAAGCACUACGAGGAGUCUGGGCAGUAUCCUCUUCCCUUCCUAGAUGGUGACCAAGAUGAACCCAAGAGGAAGAAGUAUAAGAAGGAUUCCUACUUCAGUGACGAGGAAGAACUUAGUGACAAUGACUGAAGAUAAGAAUAAAGGAUAUUCCAAUGAAUUCUGCUACCAUGAUCAUGAAUACACCGAAUGUGUUCUGAUUAAUAAUGACCAACACAGCAUGCUCCUGACAUCUUGGGCAGCCAAUAUACAGUGUAUAGAGUCUAGGCUUGGCUGCAGGGGUAGAUUUACCCACUAGUCCAAGAUUAGCGAAAAUCUGGAUGUACUUGUUGUUUUCUCCCAAAAUGUUGUUACGCCACAUAAACAAUGUAUGUGAAAUUAUCUGUGGACUUGAGGUAUGACAAAUGGUGUCUCCCCCGUGACUGUUGAGAUGUCAGUCGAGAUUGAUGUCCUAAAAAAGUCCAGACCCAGCUUGUCUUUUGGUAAUGUCUUCCCAUUAAUGACUUUAACAGUCGCCAAGCACAGAGUUUCUUUUCCGAAAUCAACAACAAAUCAGAAUGCAUCUUCUGAAUGUGUGAUUGGUGUAGAAAAACAUUCAAAAUAGUGGCCUUGUUGUCUUAGCAAGUCACUGAUGUAUGUUAAGUCAAGGAAAAAAAGGUAUCAGAAAUGAUCUUUCAGCUGAGCAGUAUGACCUCAAUUUACAAGAGGACUUGCAGGUUGUAUGUGAGAUGACAUCCUGAAGUGGAGUAAAUCGGAGCUGCGUAGAGGGUAUCUUGCCGCUUUUUUCACUGAUGAAUGAAUGUUCAGUGUUAAUUGUUUUGGUGUCUGUUUAUUAUGGCGAAGGUCCAUUGUAUUCAUUGUAUUGGAAUUGAGAUUCAAUACACUGGGUAAUGGCGGAUGUCCUCUGCUCCAACUGUCUGUGUGUUGUUAUCGCCAUUGCUGGUGUUGUGUUAUGUUUGCUUUGGUCGAAAUUGAGGAAAACAAUUUGGCCCCCAUAUGUAACCAGUUUAGCAAGACCACCUAUCUCAAAUGGGUCUUAACUCACAUUUUGUGGUUUUGCAGAAAUUCAGUCAUUUUGAAAAUGAAAGUCAUGAAUAAAAGUCCGAACUAUUUUUGA
This is a messenger RNA of Haliotis rubra (blacklip abalone), 1868 nucleotides long. RefSeq names its product zinc finger CCHC-type and RNA-binding motif-containing protein 1-like. The record is from RefSeq and is a predicted model, not a curated record. NCBI's taxonomy places the organism in Eukaryota, Metazoa, Mollusca, Gastropoda, Lepetellida, Haliotidae. Bases 323 to 883 code for a protein of 186 amino acids. The transcript has 6 exons. Gene Ontology annotation, biological process: mRNA splicing, via spliceosome. Gene Ontology annotation, molecular function: RNA binding; zinc ion binding. Gene Ontology annotation, cellular component: U12-type spliceosomal complex.